GGACCGCGCGCGCCGUCCUUGAAGGGCUGCCCGGCUGACCUUGCUCCGCUUUCACGGAGGAUUCUCCAGCAGCGCACGAGGACGCGGCUGCCGCGGUGACUCAGUGACCUGCGCACCGCCUGCAAGUGCUCGUCUCGACGAGGUUGCCUCUGCGGUCUGCGCGCCUCCGAACCCACGAUUCCACCCCGGUCCUUUACGCUUGCUCCCCUCCCCCUCCCACCGCCCCGCGUCCUGAGGUCGCGUCGCCCACCUCGCCUCCGCAGCAUCGAAGGCCAACCUUCGCACUCCCGGGCUGCGGGCGCGGGGACCAGACGCGCUGUCCCCCGGUCAGCCCCACGCGCCCGGAGCCCCGAAUCCCGAGCCAGCCUAGAGUGGGCGGCGCGUCGGGCUGAGUCUCGGCCCAGCCUCGCCGGCCCGGAUCCCUAUUGGUCGUCACCUCGGCGGGAGGGCGGUCCAGUCCCGCACCUGCCGUCGCCCCUCCACGGGCAGAUCGGCGGCUGCGGGACACCGGCGUCCAGAAGCCGCAGCACCAGAAGGCAGGCCUGGGGCUCAGCCGAUCUCCACGCGGCUGGCCCUGUCCUUGUGCUGCCGCGGCCGCCACUGCGCCCGCGGGAAACUUUGCCCCGCCAAGUCCCCUGCUCUCCUGACCACGCAGUUCGCCCAACGGCCCCUGGGGCCCCCGCACAGCGCGCGUGAUUGCCGCUCCGCCCCGCACAGUGCGUCCGCGGCGCCGGGCCGCCAGGAUGCGCUACGCAGACCCCUCCGCCAACAGGGAUUUGUUGGGGAAUCGAACUUUGCUCUUCAUCUUCAUCUGCGCCUUUGCCUUGGUGACCUUGCUUCAGCAGAUCCUGUACAGCAAGAGCUACAUCAAGAGAGGCUUCCAGUUUGGUUGGCAGAGGGGCGACCAACAGGCCAAUUGGACUGGGCUCUUUAAUGACAGCGGCAGCCCAACAGAGCAGAACAUCAGUGGCUCCAGCUCCAGGUACUUCGAGUUUUACAAGGAGCCUUUAGAAUUUAACUCCACGAGAUGCCUGGAACUGAGGCAGGAGAUCCUGGAGGUGAAGGUGCUAUCCAUGGUGAAGCAGUCCGAGCUGUUUGAAAGGUGGAAGAGCCUCCAGAUAUGCAAGUGGGCCAUGGACACUGCAGAAGCCAACCUCUUCAAUCUGUACCACAGCCUUCAAGGAGAAGAGCCAUCACAGAAGUUUGGCAGCCAGAGUUUCCCAGUAGGAAGUCCUAGAGAGAGACAGAGGAGCCCAGAUGCCAGAAAGAUGCUGAGGCGGGGGGAUUGGAAUGUCACCCCUGUCUCCAUGCCUAGCAGGUCCACCUUGUCCAGGUGCUGUAACGCCCCCAGCUUUCUCUUCACAACCCAGAAGAACACCCCGGUGGAGACAAAUCUCAGGUAUGAGGUGGAAUCCAGUGGCUUGUAUCACAUCGACCAGGAGAUCUUCAAAAUGUUUCCCAAGGAAAUGCCCUACUACCGCUCUCAGUUUAAGAAGUGUGCUGUGGUGGGCAACGGAGGCAUCCUGAAGAACAGCGGCUGCGGGAAGGAGAUAGACAGCGCUGACUUUGUCUUCCGGUGCAACCUGCCCCCCAUCUCAGGGAUCUAUACCACAGAUGUGGGAGAGAAGACAGACGUAGUCACUGUGAAUCCCAGCAUCAUAAUCGACAGGUUCCACAAGUUGGAGAAGUGGCGGCGGCCGUUCUUCAGCGUGCUGCAGAGGUACGAGAACGCCUCGGUGCUGCUACCUGCGUUCUACAACGUCCGCAACACCCUGGUGUCCUUCCGAGUCAAGUACAUGCUGGAUGACUUCCAGUCUCGGCAGCCCGUCUACUUCUUCCACCCGCAGUACCUGAGCAGCGUGUCGCGCUACUGGCUCAGCCUGGGCGUGCGCGCCCGCCGCAUCAGCACCGGCCUCAUCCUGGUCACUGCGGCCCUGGAGCUCUGCGAGGAGGUGCACCUGUUCGGUUUCUGGGCCUUCCCCAUGAACCCCUCCGGCUUCUUCAUCACGCACCAUUACUAUGACAACGUCAAGCCCAAGCCGGGUUUCCAUGCUAUGCCCUCAGAGAUCUUCACCUUCCUGCGCAUGCACAGCCGCGGCAUCCUCCGCGUGCACACAGGCACUUGCAAUUGCUGCUGAAAACCAGGCCCACCACGGGUGUCUCAGCUUCUGUCCUUCUCCCUCAAGGAUUCCUUGACCCUGCCAUUAUGGCUGCUGUCACUCCCUAAGGAUUUAGGGUUUGUGUUUGGGUCCUGGGGAGGGAGGCGGGGGGACACUCAUUUAACAGGAUAGAGCACAGCUCCUGGUCUCGUUCAGACCUUUGGCUGCUCAAGUCUCAUACGGAGAAACUCAGCCAUGAAGCACCAUCUAGAAUCUCACAGCUCAGAGGCCAGGCCUUCCAGGGAACAAACAGUAUGAGUGUCCUAGUCAUACCAUCUGGCUGAGCUCAAAAGACUUCAGGGAUAGCUAAUGAAAACCCGUGUUAGCAUAUCCCCAAGAGUCCAGGAACUGAGAGCCAUGUCCCUUCAAACAGCUCUUGGACACACAACACACAGCCUUGGUGCCUCUAGGUUCCAGCCUGCAUUUAACCUUUGACGACAAGGAAAUAAACCAGACCAGCCAUUUGCACUAAGAUCUUCAAGCCAAUGUUAUCGACUCAAUAAGUGCUUAGCAAUUUG
This is a messenger RNA of Mastomys coucha (southern multimammate mouse), 2677 nucleotides long. RefSeq names its product ST8 alpha-N-acetyl-neuraminide alpha-2,8-sialyltransferase 5 (gene St8sia5). NCBI's taxonomy places the organism in Eukaryota, Metazoa, Chordata, Mammalia, Rodentia, Muridae. Gene Ontology annotation, molecular function: alpha-N-acetylneuraminate alpha-2,8-sialyltransferase activity. The record is from RefSeq and is a predicted model, not a curated record. Gene Ontology annotation, biological process: oligosaccharide metabolic process; N-glycan processing. Bases 744 to 2138 code for a protein of 464 amino acids. The transcript has 9 exons.